Messenger RNA from Scomber japonicus (chub mackerel), 1825 nucleotides. RefSeq lists its product as uncharacterized. Gene Ontology annotation, cellular component: microtubule; cytoplasm. The record is from RefSeq and is a predicted model, not a curated record. Gene Ontology annotation, biological process: mitotic cell cycle; microtubule cytoskeleton organization. Gene Ontology annotation, molecular function: GTPase activity; GTP binding; structural constituent of cytoskeleton. The coding region runs from base 103 to 1437 and encodes 444 amino acids. The transcript has 5 exons. Lineage: Eukaryota; Metazoa; Chordata; Actinopteri; Scombriformes; Scombridae.
ACGAAAGAGCUUACGACGCAUCAACAGUCCUCCGACAUUCAGCCAGACCGUUGACUAGCUAUCCCAGUUUCUCCAGCUCUCUCUCCACACAGCAACGACAACAUGCGUGAGAUCGUGCAUCUUCAGGCCGGGCAGUGCGGUAACCAGAUUGGAGCAAAGUUCUGGGAGGUCAUCAGUGAUGAGCAUGGCAUUGACCCAACAGGAAGCUACCACGGAGACAGCGACCUGCAGCUGGACAGAAUCAAUGUCUACUAUAAUGAGGCGUCAGGAGGGAAAUAUGUGCCCAGGGCCAUCUUAGUGGAUUUAGAGCCAGGAACUAUGGACUCUGUCCGCUCCGGCCCUUUCGGACAGAUCUUCAGACCCGACAACUUUGUCUUUGGCCAGAGCGGAGCGGGUAACAACUGGGCCAAGGGACACUACACAGAGGGAGCCGAGCUGGUGGACUCCGUCAUGGAUGUAGUGAGGAAGGAGGCUGAGAGCUGUGACUGCCUUCAGGGUUUCCAGCUAACACACUCCCUGGGCGGUGGUACCGGCUCUGGUAUGGGAACUCUGCUCAUCAGCAAGAUCCGUGAGGAAUACCCCGAUCGUAUCAUGAACACCUUCAGUGUGGUGCCCUCUCCUAAGGUGUCAGACACAGUAGUGGAGCCCUACAACGCCACCUUGUCUGUCCACCAGCUGGUUGAGAACACAGAUGAGACCUACUGCAUCGACAACGAGGCCCUGUAUGACAUCUGCUUCCGCACUCUCAAACUCACCACACCCACUUACGGAGACCUUAACCACCUGGUCUCUGCUACCAUGAGCGGCGUGACAACUUGCCUGCGUUUCCCCGGCCAGCUCAACGCUGACCUCCGCAAACUGGCUGUCAACAUGGUCCCCUUCCCCCGUCUGCAUUUCUUCAUGCCAGGCUUCGCCCCUCUCACUAGCCGGGGCAGCCAGCAGUACAGAGCCCUCUCAGUGCCAGAACUCACUCAACAGAUGUUCGAUGCCAAAAACAUGAUGGCCGCCUGUGACCCCCGCCAUGGCCGCUACCUGACCGUGGCAGCUGUAUUCCGCGGCCGCAUGUCCAUGAAGGAGGUGGACGAGCAGAUGCUGAAUGUGCAAAACAAGAACAGCAGCUACUUUGUUGAGUGGAUCCCCAACAACGUCAAGACCGCAGUGUGCGACAUCCCUCCCCGUGGGCUCAAGAUGGCCGCCACCUUCAUUGGCAACAGCACAGCCAUCCAAGAGCUGUUCAAGCGUAUCUCUGAGCAGUUCACGGCCAUGUUCCGUCGCAAGGCCUUCCUCCACUGGUACACUGGCGAGGGCAUGGAUGAGAUGGAGUUCACUGAGGCGGAGAGCAACAUGAACGACCUGGUGUCCGAGUAUCAGCAGUACCAAGACGCCACUGCUGAGGAGGGAGAGUUUGAAGAGGAGGGAGAGGAAGAGGUGGCCUAAGGCUGAAAUCACUCAUCAUUUCUUGUCUGCACUUGUCAUAACUCCAUCCAUCCACUUAUUUCAGUCCUACUCUGCUCUCUUUCUUUCACUCCCGCCUUUCCUGGUUCCUUUUCUCUCUUCCUCUCUUCUUACUUCCAUUGACAGUCAUUCCUCCAGCCACAGUGUAAUUCACAGCACUAAAAAAACUGAUUCUCUCAUCUCAGUGCUCUUAUAAAAGUAGCUAACACUGGUGUGCUCGUGGUUGUUUGUCAGUGGCUUUUCUCUUCAUGUUCAUCAAUCAAACAGCUUAUACCUGGACCAAAAAAUCCAAUAAAACUGUUUAACUCACUUUAAAGUUGAUCAUUUGCCUAAUUUGGCAUUGAUUGAAAUAAAGUUGUUGGAAAUAAAC